Messenger RNA from Anopheles coluzzii, 1467 nucleotides. RefSeq lists its product as uncharacterized. NCBI's taxonomy places the organism in Eukaryota, Metazoa, Arthropoda, Insecta, Diptera, Culicidae. The transcript has a single exon. Bases 1 to 1467 code for a protein of 488 amino acids. The record is from RefSeq and is a predicted model, not a curated record.
AUGCUACACGACCACCUGUCGUGGCGCCCACACGUCGAGAUGGUCGCGGACAAGGCCCUCCGUGUGGUGCGAGCAUUGCGUGUCGUCAUGCGCAACCACAGCGGCCCCCAAGUGAGCAAGCGGAAGCUGCUCGCCGCAGUGGCCGCGUCCAUUAUCCGCUAUGGCGCACCCGUCUGGGCGGAAGCCUCGGACCUACAGUGGUGCAGGCGGAUAUUGGAUCGCGUGCAGCGCCCCCUGGCCCAGGGCAUCACGAGCGCCUUCCACUCCACGAGCUGCGAGGUAGCGGUGGUUUUAGCCGGAGAACUGCCAUACCACCUCCUGGUGAAGGAAGACGCCCGCUGCUACAACCGACUGCAGUUAAGCCCGGACAGCAGUCGAGAGGCGAUUCGCCAGGAGGAAAAGGAGUCAUCGCUGCAGCUGUGGCAGCAACAGUGGGACGACGAGGCGGCGAAUAACACCAGCCGCUACUUACGUUGGGCCCACCGACAAGUGCCAGACGUGCGCCUGUGGACGGGGCGGAAACACGGAGAGGUAGAUUUCUACCUCUCGCAGGUUCUCAGUGGACAUGCCUUCGUCCACGAGUUCCUGCACGUGUUCGGGUUCGCUCCAUCCCCGGACUGUCCCAGGUGCGCAGGGUCGGUCGAGUCGGUGGCCCACGUAUUGUUCCAGUGUCCCCGCUUCGCGGAUGUUCGCGCGGAGUUGCUGCACGGCGUCGACGAGGACAACCUCGGCAGCCGCCUGUUGGAGAGUGCGGAGUGGUGGGACCGCAUCCAGCAAGCGGCUCGGCAGAUCCUCUCCGUUCUGCAGGAGGACUGGCGGGAGGAGCAGCAAAACUUGGCAGCCGCCGAGGCUGCUCAGCCAGUUCCUGCAUCCAGCCCGCCCGAGGACAUGGCGGAGGCAGAGCGGAGACGGCUGAUGCGACGCCGAGAGGUGCGCAACCGCAGCGCCCGGCGGAUGCGGCAGCGGCGUCGGCAGGAGCGGCUCGGUGUGGACGAGGUCGUCCCGGCUAUCUUGGCACGCGCAGCGGCCAAUGACGACGCGGCCGACGACGUAGCGGAGCCGACAGGGGAGGUCGAGGAGGAGGAGGUCAGCCCUCCAGAGCCGCCAAUCCCCCCGCGCAGCCGGGGAUUGCCUCCCUCCCCACGCACGAUGGAGAUGCGGCGACUGCGGCGUAACUUUAUGCAGCUCCAAUACCGGGAAAGGCGUCGGGCCGGAGUGCUAGGAGCUGUUCCGCAGGGUCGCCAACGACGUGGGCGACUACCACCAUCUGCAGCGGAAGUGGAGCGGCGUCGCAUUAACCGGCGGCAGAGAGAGAGGCAGCGGCGGCUGGAGCAACGGCAAGCGGAGGUCGAGGCUCAGCCUCCCCCGUGGGACGAGCUGCCGAGCUCCCAGCUUGCCGAACGAAGAAGCAGCCUCACGGAUGACGAGCGAGCUGCCGUAACAUCGGCGAACGUGUCCGCGCGCUGA